Phoenix dactylifera (date palm) is the source of this 732-nucleotide messenger RNA. RefSeq names its product small ribosomal subunit protein uS8my-like. Gene Ontology annotation, cellular component: ribosome. Gene Ontology annotation, molecular function: structural constituent of ribosome. Gene Ontology annotation, biological process: translation. The record is from RefSeq and is a predicted model, not a curated record. Lineage: Eukaryota; Viridiplantae; Streptophyta; Magnoliopsida; Arecales; Arecaceae.
GGCGAGCUAAUAAAUCGCGUCGCUCCCGGCAUCGCAUCCCCCAUUCCCCACGGCAAUUUCAAGCCGCCGCCGCCGCCGCCCCCGCUCCCCACUUCCGUCUACUCACCAAAAAAUCGCGGAAUCCUUCGCAGCAUCGGAGCGAAGAAAAAAAGGGAAGGAGGAAAGAAGAAAAGGGCGGGGAGAUGGGGCGGAGGAUACUGAACGAUGCGCUUCGGACCAUCGUGAACGCGGAGAGGAGGGGGAAGGCCACCGCCAACCUCCAACCCAUCUCCACCGUCAUGACUUCCUUCCUCAAAAUCAUGAAAUAUCGAGGAUAUAUCAAAGAUUUUCAGGUAUUUGAUCCACAUAGAGUGGGAAGAGUCAAUGUAGAGUUGCAAGGCAGGGUAACUGAUUGUCGAGCACUUACCUAUAGGCAAGACAUCAAGGCUAAGGACAUAGAAGAAUACCGAUUGCGCAUACUUCCAACACGCCAGUGGGGAUAUGUCGUGAUCACAACCCCAAAUGGUGUUUUGGAUCAUGAGGAAGCUAUCAGACAGAAUGUAGGUGGUCAAGUUCUUGGUUAUUUUCAUUGACAUCUCGUUAUUUGUGUUUCCAUGCCUAUAAAGGCAUUUGGAAUCAGAAACUCAACAUUUAUCACCAUCUACUACAGCAAAUGCUCUCUCUUUCUGUUAGUUAUGAUGUAACGGUUAUCUUUUUCCUUUUUAUGCAUGGAUUUCUUUCCGUUGGUGGAAA